Cladocopium goreaui is the source of this 1262-nucleotide messenger RNA. The record is from the annotation of a GenBank genome assembly. NCBI's taxonomy places the organism in Eukaryota, Dinophyceae, Suessiales, Symbiodiniaceae.
GUCUUCGAAGAUUGUCAAAUCUCAGCCGAGUUCGUCCCUGCGCCAUGCUGUCUCAGCUUGCCGUCCUUGCUGUCCUCUUCGCUUCGGGAGAUUGCUUCCGCGCUUCUACGGAUUUGAAGGACCAGGAGUGUCAAGAGAGUCAGACCAAUCCUGAAUACUUCAGUGAAUUGAGGAGCAACGCUUUCAUCACGGAGUGCAGCAAGAAGGACGUGUGUUUACUGAUGCGUCAGCUGGAUGCUUACUUCUACGCCCGUGCACUCAAGGGUGAGUUGGUGGACUAUGGAAAACCUCCAGGAGGCAGAUUUCUGGCCAGUGGGAAUUGCAAACGACCUCUGAACUCCAAGAAAUUGGUUCCAGUGACUACCAAGGAAGAAUGCCAAAAAAUCCUUUCCAAACAUACCAAGAAGAAGAUGAAGGUCAUCCACUCCACCAAGUACCCUGCGGGUUGCAUCAUGGAUUUUGUCACGAAACGCGGUCGUUUCAACAAAGCCGACACCAACGUCGAUGCGGGGGUCAAGUACAUUCGGGUUGGCAAAUCUCGCAUUUCUGCACAGCGAAAGAAGACGGACGUCCGGCAGUACUGCUAUGAUGACUAUUCAUUGGAUGAGGCUGCGGCCUCGUACUACUCACCUUACAAGUUGAAGGCAAGCAUGGCAGGUCGCCCUGAAAUGUCCACCAGUUGUUCCUUCGGAAUGAUGGCCGGCCUCAGCAGGGUUGGCUUGACCGAUAGCCCCUGCGCGAGCAUCUUGGUGGGUGAGCAGGGCACAAAGGCCAAGAAUGUCCUCAUUGAGCAGAUCACGAACCACUGGUGCCCAGGAAUUUGGCACGAAGCAAUGGACAAAGGCGCAACUUGCUCAGCCGAUCGAUUCCCUAGUUGGGCCAAGCAUGGCUUUGUCCAGGACGAGGACGAAGAAGGCAUUGUGGAGCGUGCCGAAUAUCUCGUGAGGGGCAUCGGAGGGGAGACUAAGGAGGAUUUGAUGGACUCCCGAACUGCCAAGAUGGGCUUGCCUGAAGGUGUUUGUGAAAACAUUGAAGAUGAGCUCUUUGAUGGAAUACUUUCAGGCAAAGGAGAUGAGGCACCUGACUUCUUCAGGGAUGCCAUGGUGAAAUAGGAUGAAAUAGGGGCAUCCACUAGCCGCUAGCCAUCGCUAGCCAUCCUGCGCUCCGUUGCUGAGAUGGCAGUUGUCAAUUGAUUUCCUUUAGAUAGAGCCAAGUUCGUCUCGGCCAAGCUCAGCCGAAAUCGCAGCGGCUUCAAGCUCCAG